ACUUUUCCCUUUCGCCUCACGAACCUGCUGUUGCACCCCGGUCCAGCAGGUGGCAGUGGUGACCAUCCGGCUUCCUUUAAACACCGCACAGACGUCGGUAGGGAACACUUCCUGUUGUCUGGCCAUUGAAUCGCGUUCGCCAUGAAGCUCAAGCUCUGACUGGACAUGAAACAGGAGUACCAGGAUCUCGUCCUGCACGCGUGUGGGGCUUCGUCUCUGCGCGUUGGUGCAAACAUCCAGACCCUGUGGAGCGGCUAUGGAGAGAUAGUCCGGCUGCACCUGGAGGGCUGCGAGCGGCACUCUGUUGUCGUCAAGCAUGUCAAGUUUCCAGAAGAGGCCGAGCAUCCCGGUGGCUGGAACACCGAUCGCUCCCACAGACGUAAAGUGAGAUCCUACCAGGUGGAGACAAACUGGUACCAGAACUAUUCCACCAAUCAGAACUGUCGGAUCCCUGCCUGCUUGGCUGCCUGCUCCCAUGGCGAUGAGAUGCUGAUCGUGCUGGAGGAUCUGGAUGUGGCUGGGUAUGAUCAGAGAAGGACCAGCCUGAAUGACAGAGAGAUAAAGGGUUGCCUCAGCUGGCUUGCCCACUUCCAUGCUCUCUUCCUGGGUGUGGCACCAGAGGGUCUGUGGCCUGUCGGGACCUACUGGCACCUGGAGACCCGGCCGGACGAGUUGGAAGCCAUGGAUGACGCCAAGCUUAAAGCAGCGGCUGGUGACAUUGACAGGAUUCUCAAUGAAUGUCGCUUCAAGACCAUCGUUCACGGGGACGCUAAGUUAGCCAACUUCUGUUUUUCCCAGAGUGGACAGGAUGUGGCCGCCGUGGACUUCCAGUAUGUUGGUGGGGGCUGCGGGAUGAAAGAUGUUGUGUAUUUUUUAGGAAGCUGCAUGGAGGAGAGGGAGUGUGAAAAGAGGGUACCUGGCCUGCUGGACUACUAUUUCACAGAAUUAAAGCUGUCUGUGAAACAAGAUGUGAACUUUGCUGCACUGGAGAAAGAGUGGAGGGAGAUGUUUGCAUUUGCCUGGACAGAUUUUCAUCGUUUUCUGCUGGGAUGGAUGCCUGGACACUGGAAGAUCAACUGGUACAGUAAACAGUUGACCAAGGAGGUACUACACAAACUGAAAGUGUCAACCGAACCGAAAACUUUAAACUCACCAGUUUGAGCGUGGAAAGCUGUUCAUGGAAAAAAGAAUCCAUUUCAAACACACACUUGAGGUCCUUCUUCAGCUGUGUGCAGUUAAGCACUCUGAUCAAAUCAUUUCGAGAUAAAUAAAAGCUUUUGAAAUGUG
Molecule: messenger RNA, 1287 nt
Organism: Scatophagus argus
Lineage: Eukaryota; Metazoa; Chordata; Actinopteri; Scatophagidae
Gene: pkdc
Product: protein kinase-like domain containing
Exons: 3
Coding region: 166-1161 (331 amino acids)
Source: RefSeq, a predicted model, not a curated record